Paramuricea clavata is the source of this 4076-nucleotide messenger RNA. Lineage: Eukaryota; Metazoa; Cnidaria; Anthozoa; Malacalcyonacea; Plexauridae. The record is from the annotation of a GenBank genome assembly.
AAUGGAUUACACUUGCAAGACUUGUUCGAAAAAGUUCACUCAGCUGAGAAGUUUAACUCGUCAUGAACGGUCUGUUCAUAGAGAGAAGAAGUUUAUUUGUGAUCAAUGCAGUGCGUCCUUUACACGGAAGGAUGAUUUGAAGCGGCAUCAGAAGCGACAUCAAGGAAUCACUACUCAUACUUGUGAGAACUGCAGAAAAAAGUUUUACCGUCGUGAUAAUUUAGUAGAGCAUCAAGUUCAAUGCCAAGGGAACCCUUUGAAAAGAGGACGUGACGAAGACGAUAGCAGUCGAGCCCCGAAGAAAGUACGAGUCGAGAAUCAAAUUGGAGAAGGUGAGCCAGAUAAUCAAGUCCAAGAAAACAACAACCCCUGCAGUUCAACAACAGCUUUUGAAGAUUCCUUGAAGAAAAUCGAGUUGAAGCCACGAAAAGAUCAAAAGCAAGAUAUGUCUCGCUUCUUACGCGGCAAGACAAGACCGAUUCUGACACAUCUUUCCAACGAGUUAGUAGAGAAAAGAGGCAUUAAAUGGUUCAUCAGCGUUAAAGUGCGGUUCAUUAAACCUAAACCUGACGGUGAAGACCUGAGUACCGAACCCCAUUUCCGCAGUCUUUGUAUGAAAACCGUAAAUCAACACGAACUCGAUAAUCAACUAGACGAAGCCAAGCAGAAAAUCACCCAAUCGCUAGUGUUAUUUCAAAAAGAAGGAAGUGGUUGGGUCUUGGACAAAAUACUUCAUCUUGACCUGAGUAUAGCUCAGUAUACUCCAGUGAGGGGAUCCAGCUACAUUCCUCUUCCCAACAAGCUCAAGACUAAGAAAGCUAUUAUCAACAUCAGGAAUUCUGAUAACAAGUGUUUCAUGUGGUCUAUUCUUGCUGCUCUACAUCCAAUUCCAUACAGUUUCAAGAUAAACUUGAUUGCAGCGGUAUUGAAUUUCCUGUCACUGUUGACAAGAUUGAAAAAUUUGAACGUCAGAAUAACAUCUCAGUCAAUGUAUUUGGCUUCGAAGACGUGUUCUUUUCCUUGCAUAUCACAAAGGAACACUUUGAUAUCCACGUCAACCUGUUACUAUACUCCCAGGGAACAACCAGACAUUACUGCCUCAUCAAAGAUCUAAACAAGUUUCUCUACAGUCAAAAUCGGAAAAAGGCUCGAAUGUUCUAUUGCCGGUACUGUUUACAUGGAUUUAUCAGAGAAGACCUACUCCAAGAUCACGAACCCCACUGCUCACAACACGGUCCACAGCGUAUCGAGCUCCCAGACGAGGACAAUGCAACACUAUUUUACAAAGAUUACCAUAAGCAGUUGAAAGUGCCCUUUGCGAUCUACGCCGACUUCGAAAGUCUUACAACAAAGAUUGACUCGACCCAACCUAAUCCUGAAAAAUCCUUUACUGAAAAAUAUCGGCACCAUCAACCUUGUGGAUUUUCAUACAUCGUAGUGUCUGACUAUGACAAGCAUUCCAAAUCACCUGUUGUUUAUCGUGGAGAAGAUGCAGUCGAUAAGUUUCUGGAGUGUUUAGAAGAAGAGCAAAAAUAUAUUCAAGAAAAACUUGAUUUCGUCGAGCCAAUGCGAAUUGAAAGAGAUGAAGAGCAGGCGUUUCAAGAUGCAGUCAAUUGUCAUAUCUGUGGGUUGAGUUGGGAGCUGAUCGUGUUCGUGACCACUGUCAUCUCACCGGAAAGUUUCGUGGAGCUGCACACAACGACUGCAAUUUGAACUACAGUUUUACUGGACGAAUUCCGGUUAUUCUUCACAACCUACGCGGCUAUGACUCUCAUCUGAUCAUGCAAGGGCUUGGUAAGCUCAAAGACAAGAAGAUAAACUGCAUCCCGAAUAACACCAAGAAGUACAUCUCUUUCUCCAUCGAUAAUUUGGAUUUUAUCGACUCUCUGCAAUUUAUGAAUGCAUCACUAGAAAAGUUAGUAUCGAAUCUAGCAAAGAACGGUGCUGACAAGUUCCCAACUCUAAAGAAAUACAUUGAUAGCGAUAAAGUGCCUUUACUGCUGAGAAAAGGCGUCUACCCUUACGACUACAUGGAUUGUGCGGAAAGAUUUGCAGAGUCAACCCUACCACCGAAAGAGUCAUUUUACAACGUACUGAACGAUGAACAAGUUUCAGAUGAGGAUUACGCCCACGCAACGACUGUGUUUAAUAGAUUCGCGUGCCAGAACAUGGGUGAUUACCAUGAUUUGUAUUUGAUGUCUGAUGUUCUUCUCCUUGCGGAUGUGUUUGAAAAUUUCCGAAGCGUCUGCUUGAAAGCUUACAACUUGGAUCCUUGUCACUUUUAUACGAGUCCUGGACUAGCUUGGCAAGCGUGUUUGAAAAUGACUGGCGUGGAACUCGAGCUUUUGACCAAUCCAGAUAUGUAUUUAUUCAUUGAGGAAGGUCUUCGCGGCGGAAUUUCGAUGAUAAGUAAUCGAUUUAGCAAGGCAAACAAUCCCUAUGUUCCUGACUACGAUCCCAAGCAGGAGAAUUCCUAUGUGAUGUAUUUCGACGCUAAUAACCUCUAUGGCUGGGCCAUGUCACAACCGCUACCAACGGGUGAAUUCGACUGGCUAACCGACCAAGAGAUUGCAGAACUUGAUAUCACAGACGUUGCAGAUGAUAACGAGCAAGGUUAUGUAUUAGAGGUAGACCUUCAUUAUCCCUCCGAAUUGCACGAUCUUCAUAAUGAUUACCCUCUAGCACCUGAGAGAAUGAAAGUUUCCUCAGAGAUGUUGUCACCAUACUGCCAGGAACUGUCAGAAUGUUUGAAUCUUCGUGGUGGUGCUGUACCUAAAUUGGUUCCGAAUCUUCGAGACAAGACCAACUACGUAGUCCAUUACCGCAACUUAAAGCAAUACCUGGCACUUGGUAUGAAGUUGACAAAGAUCCACCGCGUUAUAGUAUUCCAACAAAGCCCAUGGCUAAAGUCUUAUAUCGACUUUAAUACCGAAAAACGAAAGCACGCAGAAAACGACUUCGAGAAAGAUUUCUACAAGUUGAUGAAUAACUCGGUGUUUGGAAAGACCAUGGAGAAUCUAAGGAAACGGGUCAACGUCAAACUCGUCAACGACAAGGCUAAACUAUCCAAAUUAAUAGCAUCCCCAUCGUUUGACUCCUUCCGCAUAUUUUCCGAGGAUCUAGCAGCCGUGAAUAUGAAGAAAAGGAAACUCUACCUAAACCGUCCAAUUUAUGUGGGAUUUGCAAUCCUGGAUCUCUCUAAAGUACUCAUGUACCAGUUUCAUUACGAGUACAUGAAACCUAAGUAUGGAUGCGACGCGAAGUUGUUGUUCACAGACACAGACAGCCUCUGUUAUGAAAUCAAGACUAACGACAUUUAUCAUGAUAUGCUGGAAGAUAAAGAGCUAUUCGACACAUCUGAAUACGCACAAAACCAUCCAUUGUACAGCCUAACGAACAAGAAAGUACUUGGCAAGAUGAAGGAUGAAACGCAUGGCGUUCCAAUUCAAGAGUUCGUCGGUUUGAGGCCAAAGAUGUAUUCUAUUCUCUAUACCGAAAACGACAAGCAGGUGGAGAAGAAAACAGCUAAAGGGAUAAAGAAGUCAGUAACGAAGCGAAAGCUUCGUCAUGCUGGUUACAGAGAAUGUUUGUUUGAGAAGAGACAGACAAUGACUAGCAUGAAUCAAAUUCGAAGUGAAAGCCACGAGAUCUAUUCGAUUAAAUUGAAUAAGAUUGGUCUUAGUCCAUAUGACGACAAACGCUAUAUUUUGAACGAUGGAAUGAACACGCUCGCUUAUGGGCAUUACAAAACGAAAUCAUGAGAAUAUUUUACAUAUUCAGUUUUAGUAACAUAUUAUAUAAUAAACGUAUUGUUCUUGUUAAAUACACUUCUUUAUGGAUUUUUAAAUGUUGAACACCUAUGUAAAUGUUAUUAAAUACAUAGAGAAAUAACAGUUGAAUAACUAUGUUUGUUAAUACAUAGAAAAAUAACAGUUGAAUAGGUACCUAUGUUUGUUAAAGGAUGUGUGUCAACCGUCAUGCUUUGCAUUGUUAUUGUUUACAAUCUUACCUCAGAAAGUGAUUGUACGGCAAUUAAUAACGAUAAAAAACAUUUCUGUGUUCCAUUCUUAGGAUAA